AUCCAUUCACUGGCUGAGAUACCCACAGAUCUUGUGCUACCCUUCAUAUUGCUCCUGAACACCCACAGCUGAGAUGUCCUGCCAGCAGAGCCAGCAGCAGUGCCAAGCCCCUGCCAAGUGCCCUCCCAAGUGUCAGACCCCAAAGUGCCCUCCAAAAUGCCCCCCUAAAUGUCCUCCCAAGUGCCCCCCUGUGUCUUCCUGCUGUAGCCUGGGUUCUGGGGGCUGUUGUGGCUCCAGCUCUGGAGGCUGCUGUAGCUCUGGUGGCUGCUGCAGUUCUGGGGGUGGAGGCUGCUGCUUGAGCCACCACAGACCCCGCAGAUCUCUUCGUCGCCAUCGUCACAGCUCUGGAUGCUGUAGCAGUGGUGGCAGCAGUGGCUGCUGUGGCAGCAGUGGCUGCUGUGGCAGCAGUGGUGGCAGCAGUGGCUGCUGUGGCAGCAGUGGUGGCAGCAGUGGCUGCUGUGGCAGUAGCCAGCAGUCUGGGGACUGCUGCUGACCUGCAUGAGGAAGACUUCAGACAAAUGGUACAGGAGGAGAACACGCUCAGAAGACUCUCCAUUGGGUGAUGUCCUCUCCUCCUGCUUCCCUCCUUGUUCUGCCCUCUGAGUUGCUGAAAUCUCCUGGAAAAUGUUCUGAAUUGUCCUCAUGAAAUGACAAUGACCAUUUGCCUCUUUGUUAUAAAUUAAAUAAAAAUCUUGACGACCAUUCCUUAAAAGAGCAUUGCUUUUCUUUUUCUUUGGCCCAUCCUGUUUCUUGUCAUGUAUUAUCUUUUCCUUCAAACACACUGUGCCACCCAGAGCAAUUGUCCUCUUUUAGAUGUGUAUGUAUUUCCUAUGACGUCAUACUAACACCUGUACUCUAUCUGUAAGAACUUCUUUUCUAUUUUUUUGUAAUUUUUAUUAAACAUUUUCUUUAUUUACAUUUU
Mus musculus (house mouse) is the source of this 922-nucleotide messenger RNA. RefSeq names its product late cornified envelope 1G (gene Lce1g). The record is from RefSeq and is marked validated. Gene Ontology annotation, biological process: epidermis development. The transcript has 2 exons. Lineage: Eukaryota; Metazoa; Chordata; Mammalia; Rodentia; Muridae. The coding region runs from base 74 to 493 and encodes 139 amino acids.